AAUGAGCGCGCGCCGCGUCCGGGGCCGGCUGGUGCGCGAGACGCCGCGGAGAGAUUGGUGGCUAAUGUAACAGUUUGCAAACCGAGGGGAGUUGUGAAGGGCGCGGGCUUGGGGGCGCCCUGCCGGCCUCGUGGGUACGUCCGCCGCCGCGUUUGUCCCAGAGCUGGGGCCGCAGGAGCGCAGGCAAGCGAGGCACAAUGGCAGCCACCGUCAGGAGGCAGAGGCCGAGGAGGCUAGCCUGUUGGCUCUUGAUGGCUGUGCUCUUGGCAGAUCUGUUGGCACUGAGUGACACGCUGGCAGUGAUGUCUGUGGACCUGGGCAGCGAGUCCAUGAAGGUGGCCAUUGUCAAACCCGGAGUGCCCAUGGAAAUUGUCUUGAACAAGGAAUCCCGGAGGAAAACCCCAGUGACUGUGACCCUGAAAGAAAACGAAAGAUUCUUUGGAGACAGUGCAGCAAGCAUGGCCAUCAAGAAUCCAAAGGCGACACUGCGUUACUUCCAGCACCUCUUGGGGAAGCAGGAGGGAAACCCCCAUGUGGCCCUUUACAGAGCCCGUUUUCCAGAGCAUGAGCUAGGCUUCGACCCACAGAGGCAGACUGUGCACUUCCAGAUCAGUCCGCAGCUACAGUUCUCACCUGAGGAGGUACUCGGCAUGGUUCUCAAUUACUCACGUUCCCUGGCUGAAGAUUUUGCAGAACAGCCCAUCAAGGAUGCAGUGAUCACCGUGCCAGCCUUCUUCAAUCAGGCCGAGCGCCGAGCUGUGCUGCAGGCGGCUCGCAUGGCUGGCCUCAAAGUGCUACAGCUCAUCAAUGACAACACCGCCACCGCCCUCAGCUACGGCGUCUUCCGCCGGAAAGAUAUCAACACCACUGCCCAGAAUGUCAUGUUCUAUGACAUGGGCUCUGGCAGCACCGUGUGCACCAUUGUCACCUACCAGACGGUGAAGACUAAGGAGGCGGGGAUGCAGCCACAGCUGCAGAUCCGGGGAGUGGGAUUUGACCGCACCCUGGGGGGCUUGGAGAUGGAACUCCGGCUGCGUGAGCACCUGGCAAGGCUUUUCAACAAACAGCGGAAGGGCCAGGGAGCUAAGGAUGUGCGGGAGAACCCCCGUGCCAUGGCCAAGCUGCUACGGGAGGCGAAUCGACUCAAAACCGUCCUGAGUGCCAACGCUGAUCACAUGGCACAGAUCGAGGGCCUGAUGGAUGAUGUGGACUUCAAGGCAAAAGUGACCCGUGCGGAGUUUGAAGAGUUGUGUGCAGAUUUAUUUGAGCGGGUGCCCGGGCCUGUGCAGCAGGCCCUCCAGAGUGCCGAAAUGAAUUUGGAUGAGGUUGAGCAGGUGAUCCUGGUUGGUGGGGCCACUCGGGUCCCCAAAGUUCAGGAGGUGCUGUUGAAGGCUGUGGGCAAGGAGGAACUGGGGAAGAACAUCAACGCAGACGAAGCGGCUGCUAUGGGGGCUGUGUACCAGGCAGCCGCGCUCAGUAAAGCCUUCAAGGUGAAGCCGUUUGUAGUGCGAGAUGCGGUGAUCUACCCCAUCCUGGUGGAGUUCACGAGGGAGGUGGAGGAGGAGCCUGGGGUUCGCAGCCUGAAGCACAAUAAGCGUGUUCUCUUCUCCCGAAUGGGGCCCUACCCUCAACGCAAAGUCAUCACCUUUAACCGCUACAACCGUGACUUUAACUUCCACAUCAACUAUGGUGACCUGGGCUUCCUGGGGCCCGAGGAUCUUCGGGUAUUUGGCUCCCAGAAUUUGACCACAGUGAAGCUAAAAGGUGUGGGUGAGAGCUUCAAGAAGUAUCCCGACUACGAGUCUAAGGGCAUCAAGGCUCACUUCAACCUGGAUGAGAGUGGCGUGCUCAGCCUCAUCAGGGUGGAGUCUGUGUUUGAGACAUUGGUGGAGGACAGCCCAGAGGAGGAAUCUACCUUGACCAAACUUGGCAACACCAUCUCCAGCCUGUUUGGAGGUGGUACCACACCAGACACUAAAGAGAAUGGUACAGACGCUGUCCAGGAGGAAGAGGAGAGCCCUGCUGAGGGGAGCAAGGAUGAGCCUGGAGAGCAAGCGGAGCUCAAGGAGGAGGCGGAGGCCCCAGCGGAGGACACCUCGCCGCCCCCACCCACGGAGCCGAAGGAGGCUGCGGUUCCUGAGGAAGAAAAGGCCACAGAAAAAGAAAACGAGGAAAAGCCUGAGGCCCAGAAGCCAAGUGAGAAAAAGGAGGCAGGGUCUGAGGCUGCUCCUCCAGCCCCAGAGGAAGAAAAGAAGCAGAAGCCUGCCCGGAAGCAAAGAAUGGUAGAGGAGAUUGGGGUGGAGCUGGUGGUUCUGGACCUGCCUGACUUGCCCGAGGAUGAGCUGGCCCACUCAGUGCAAAAACUUCAAGACUUGACGUCCCGAGACUUAGAGAAGCAGGAACGGGAAAAGGCUGCCAACAGCUUGGAAGCUUUUAUCUUUGAGACCCAGGACAAACUGUACCAACCCGAGUACCAGGAAGUGUCCACAGAGGAGCAGCGUGAAGAGAUCUCUGGGAAACUCGGCGCUGCCUCCGCCUGGCUGGAGGACGAGGGCUUUGGGGCCACCACAGUGAUGCUGAAGGAGAAGCUGACUGAGCUGAGGAAGCUAUGCCACGGGUUGUUUUUUCGGGUAGAAGAGCGCAAGAAGUGGCCCGAACGGCUGGCUGCCCUUGAUAAUCUCCUCAACCAUUCCAGCAUGUUCCUCAAGGGCGCCCGGCUCAUCCCAGAGAUGGAGCAGAUCUUCACUGAGGUGGAGAUGACAACGCUGGAGAAAGUCAUCAACGAAACCUGGGCCUGGAAGAAUGCGACCAUGGCCGAGCAGGCCAAGCUUCCCGCCACAGAGAAACCCGUGUUGCUCUCAAAAGACAUCGAGGCCAAGAUGAUGGCCCUGGACCGUGAGGUGCAGUAUCUGCUCAACAAGGCCAAGUUUACCAAGCCCCGGCCCCGACCCAAGGACAAGAAUGCAACCCGGGCAGAGCCUCCCCUCAAUGCCAGUGCCAGUGACCAAGCAGAGAAGGUCAUCCUUCCACCAGGCCAGACUGAAGAUGCAAAGCCCAUUUCAGAACCUGAGAAAGAGACUGAGGCUAACCUCUUCCUCCCAAAAGCAGGAUCUGAACAGGCAGACACCGAACCUCUGGAGUUAGAAGGUCCUGGAGCAGCAGAACCGGAACAGAAGGAGCAGCCGACAGGACAGAAGCGGACUUUGAAGAAUGAUGAAUUAUAACCAACCCCCCAGCUCCCCCUUUCACCCCUCCCCCUUCUCCUACCUCCUCUAUUUAUUAAACAUCGAGGGUCGGGGGAGGGGUUGCUCCUGCCUUCAGAGGCUUCGGUUCCUUUUCUCUCACCUUGAUUGGAGGUGUGGAGAAGGGGGAGGAAGGGACAGCUCACCAGUUCCUUCGGCAGUGGUUCUGUGGUAAAAACUGAAAUUGUUUUAUUUCCCAGUCCCACCCCUGGUUCCUUACCCAUCCAGGC
Messenger RNA from Herpailurus yagouaroundi (jaguarundi), 3472 nucleotides. It is a transcript of the gene HYOU1, whose product is annotated as hypoxia up-regulated 1. The record is from RefSeq and is a predicted model, not a curated record. The transcript has 26 exons. Gene Ontology annotation, cellular component: endoplasmic reticulum chaperone complex. Gene Ontology annotation, molecular function: ATP binding; ATP-dependent protein folding chaperone. Gene Ontology annotation, biological process: negative regulation of hypoxia-induced intrinsic apoptotic signaling pathway; endoplasmic reticulum unfolded protein response. The coding region runs from base 198 to 3224 and encodes 1008 amino acids. Lineage: Eukaryota; Metazoa; Chordata; Mammalia; Carnivora; Felidae.